This is a messenger RNA of Lepisosteus oculatus (spotted gar), 2544 nucleotides long. It is a transcript of the gene sncga, whose product is annotated as synuclein, gamma a. Lineage: Eukaryota; Metazoa; Chordata; Actinopteri; Semionotiformes; Lepisosteidae. The record is from RefSeq and is a predicted model, not a curated record. Gene Ontology annotation, biological process: synapse organization; chemical synaptic transmission; synaptic vesicle endocytosis. Gene Ontology annotation, molecular function: cuprous ion binding. Gene Ontology annotation, cellular component: cytoplasm; axon terminus; neuronal cell body.
GAUGUGGGGGGUGCUGUUCGACUUAAAUACACUGCAGCAUCCAGAGGGACCAGUCUCCCUGCAUUCCCUCCUCUCGCUGUCUCGCACUCGCUCUCCCUGUGAUUCCGCCGCUGCCUCUGCGACCGGUGGACCCUCUUGCAGAAGCUGCUCUCUGAGUAACGGACAGAACCUCGGAGGAGGAAACUACUCUGCACGAGAUAGCGCCUGUACCUCUGUAGCCCAGGAUGGAUGUGCUGAAGAAGGGCUUCUCCAUAGCCAAGGAAGGGGUGGUGGCUGCCGCCGAGAAGACCAAGCAGGGAGUGGAGGAGGCGGCGGCCAAGACCAAGGAAGGGGUCAUGUAUGUAGGUACUAAGACAAAGGAAGGUGUGGUACACAGUGUAAACACAGUGGCCCAGAAGACCACCGAGCAGGCCAACAUCGUGGGCGAGACAGUGGUGGGCAGCGCCAACCAGGUGUCUGCGAAGACGGUGGAGGGAGUGGAGAACGUUGUGGCCUCCACUGGAGUUGUGAACCCGGAUGACGCUGUAAACCAGGAGGACUUCUCCCGUCCACCAGAGGGCACUGUAGAGCAGGCUACAGACGCUGUAGAGCAGGUGGGCCACUAGCCCUUUUGUCAUGGGAACAAUGGAGCUCUCCCCUUCCAGCCAGCAGGGGGAGCCCUUGGGCUUGCUUCUCCACCUGAAGACUCCACAGUUCUAGGAUGUGUUUACACUAAUAACCUGUUGACCUAAAGAAGACAAAAUGAAAACUUCCCUCAACUCAACCUCCAACCCCCACCCCCCCUCCACUAUUGAUCACCACCCACCAUCCUACCCUUCUCCUCAGAUAGGUGCUCUUCAGAGGCUUUUUCAGUGGUCAUGAUCACCCUUGGAAGACGCACUCUGUGCCAACAGUAGAGAUAGUCCACUGCACACUGCUGGCAAUGUGUCCAGAAUUUAAACAGUAAACAUCAGCAGUGAUAAACACAUAGCUGACUGUCAAGAGUACAGGAAAAAUCUUCAAUGCUCAAGCAGUUCUGCUUAAGAGGAAAAGAAAACUCCAGAACUGAAUGGACCCUUCAGCCCACAAGGCUCCUCCUUUUUCUGCAGAAUCACUGAUGAUCUCUAGGGUGUUUCUUCUGAGAGGUUCCCAGUGUGGCUAAGCAAGCUCUUUGAGUUUCAGCUGCAGUAGUGAGCACGUUUGUGAACCCUUAGUAUUUUUUUUUUAAUUUCAUGUAUUUGAGACCUAAAAUGUUAUUAGAUCUUAAUCUAAGUACUAAAAUAAAGUCAACCUGAUUAAACAAAUGACAUUAACAUAUAGUCUUUCAACAUUUAUUUACCUUCAAAUAAUACAUGAUUUUAGCUCAUUACUAAUUUCAUAAAUCCUUCAACUCUGUGAGCUCUGCCUCACAUGGACAGCUUGCGUCAGUCUCUGUCACAACAUCUUGAUGAGGUUUAGAUCUGUGCAUAUGUUUCUGAUCAUUGUCUUGCUGCAAACCCACUUUAGGUUCAGCUUCAGGUCACCAAUGGCUGGCCUGAUACUCUCCUCUUGAGUCUUCAUGGUACAAUGCAGGACUCAAGGUUGUGUCAAUAAUGGCAAGCUGUCCUGGUCCUGAACCAACAGCCCCAAACCACUACAGUGCCAUCAAUGUGCCAGUGCCAUCAGUUCUCCUUUAACUCUUCUGGCCCGAGAACAUUGUUCCAGAAGCCUUGUGGAUCAACUAUGUGCUUUUUGAUUAACUUCAGAUGUAUCUAGCAAUGUUAUUUUUGUAGAGCAGUGGUUUUCCCCUUCCUAUUCUUCUAUAAGUACCAUUUUUUUCAGACCUUUUCUGAUUCAAUUGAGUUCUGAACUCCAACAUUUAUCAAAUCAAGAAUGACCUGCAGUUCCUUGGAUGUUACUCCGAUAUUUAUUAUAACAUCCUUAAUGGGUUUCCAGUUUGUUGCAGGAGAGAUUUAAGUAGGAAACUGCACCUGGGUAGAAUAACUGUGUGUCUUGAACUUUUUCCAUUUGUGCACUGUCUGACAGUAUGUUGGUGGAGUUCCAAAUCCACAGAAAAGAUGAAAACCCGUCUCAGAGCAUUUCUGAUCUUAAUAUAGAGUGGGGCCUUCCAAACUCAAUCUCCAAGAUCUAGCUAAUUAUUUAAAUAUUUGAUUCUAAUUAUUCCCUUAACUAAGGUAAUGAAACUAGGGACUGACAUUUGUUUUUACAUCCCCUGUACAUUAAUUAAACGCAAGGGAGCUAGCAUCGGGCACAAGUCAGGAUUAAUUAUUCAUUGUUUGUUUAAUUUAUUCAUCAUUUUUUUCAUAUAAAUCCUGUUAGAUAUUUCCAUAAAUACAGGUUCAAGGCUAUCAUGGGAAACCUAUGACAUUUCCAUAUUUAUCUUUGGGGUUCACAAACUUUUUCUUGGCUCUCUGAAUUGCUGUCAGCGUUACAUCUGUCUUAGAGAGCUUCCACUGUCUCUGGUCACCUCUGGCCCUAAUUCGUGACCCCUCAAGACCGCCAUCCCUCCUGGCAUUGCCUAGUACUAGUCUGGUAAACAACAAAAUAAACAGCCACUCUAUUUAA